AUGAUUCCCUCGUUGGCAUGGUUCGUUUCGGCCCUCCCCUUAUUGAGUUGGAUGUGCACCGCACUUCCGGAACACCACUUUGUCGAGAAGAGCUCGAUCCGACGUCUGCCACGGGGAUGGUUCUACCAUGGAACUCCUUCCCCUCGCACUCCCAUCACUCUCCAUUUUGGGCUCACCCAGCCUCACUUUCACCAGAUUGAAUCUGCGUUGCUUGAGAUAAGCGACCCAUCCAGCCCUCGAUGGAUGCAGCACUUGACCAAAGAAGAGGUCGAAGAGUUCUCCGCUCCUCACACAGACAGUGUCAUCUUGCUCGAAUCUUUCCUUGUCUCGCAUGGCAUAGACAUCACAGGCGAUGCGCUCCAACGGACACCCGCAAAUGAUUGGAUCUCACUCAAGACCACCAUUGGAAUUGCAGAGAAAUUUCUUAACACAACCUAUUCAAUAUAUGUGAACCACGAGACUGGGCUCACUGCGAUUCGUACAACGUCAUAUAGUCUUCCUGCCCACCUUCACGACCAUAUUGACGUCGUUCAGCCUACGGACUAUUUCCCUUCUGGUCGACCUCUCUUGUCGUCUUUGAUAGUUGAUGAUGGCUCCCUCAACCAGCGAAGCGCUUCCGCCUCAGCACCGUUACCACAGUUAAACAUGUCGCUCCCACAGCUCAAACAGCUCUAUCACACUGAUGCGUACAAGGCUAAAGGAACGCGAAGUUCAAUCGGUAUCGCCGGGUACCUCGAGCAAUAUGCAAACCUUGCUGACCUUAAACAGUUUUAUUCCCUUUUCUAUCCUCCAGCGGUGAAUAGUACCCCUCAUGUGGAGCUUAUCAACGGAGCGAUCAACUCUCAGAACAUUUCUGAGGCUGGCGUCGAAGCUAAUUUGGAUGUCCAAUUCACGGGAGGGAUCUCGUACCCUCUCAAGCAAAUAUUCUACAGUACAUAUGGUCGCGGCGAAAAUACGAACAAGAGCGUCAGCUAUCAGGACAACGGGAAUGAACCCUACCACAUUUUUCUCCCUUACCUCCUUGGGAAGAAAACGGAGGAUCUUCCCCUAGUGUUGACUUCCAGUUACGGUGAGGAUGAGGAUACAGUUCCAAUCGAUUACGCCCGGCGUGUGUGCAAGCUUUACGCUGCACUGGGGUCGCGGGGUGUUAGCGCUCUGCAUUCCUCGGGCGAUGGCGGCGUAGACGGCGUAGGCCACGCGGGGGGAAGUGGAGCUUGUUCCACCCCCAAUAGGUUCGUGCCUGUCUUCCCUGCUGGAUGCCCACAUGUCACGACUGUUGGGGCGACGUACCAAAUUCCCGAAACAGCAUGGACCUCCUCAGGAGGGGGAUUUAGUAACUACUUCCCCUCCCCACAGUACCAACAUCGUGCGGUAUCAAGCUACCUUGAAACACUCGGAAGUGUGUAUGAAGGACUGUUCAACAAAAGUGGGAGAGCCUAUCCUGACUGUGCAUCUCAGGGCUAUCGGUGUUCCAUCGUGUAUCAAGGGGAAGUCAAACAUGCCUCCGGUACAAGCGUUUCAUCACCCACUUUUGCUGCGAUAAUUGCGCUCUUAAACGAUGCUCUACUCUCCAAAGGUCGUGGACCUCUCGGAUUUCUCAACCCAUGGAUUUACUCUCUCGAACCAGGCGUCCUGAAUGACAUUACUACGGGUAGCAACCCAGGUUGUGGAACGACAGGGUUCAAUGCCACGAAAGGUUGGGACCCUGUAACUGGAUUUGGAACGCCUGAUUUGCCGAGACUUCUCAAGGCACUCCAGCUUUGA
Molecule: messenger RNA, 1764 nt
Organism: Cantharellus anzutake
Lineage: Eukaryota; Fungi; Basidiomycota; Agaricomycetes; Cantharellales; Hydnaceae
Product: tripeptidyl peptidase A
Exons: 12
Coding region: 1-1764 (587 amino acids)
Biological process (GO): proteolysis
Molecular function (GO): serine-type endopeptidase activity; tripeptidyl-peptidase activity
Source: RefSeq, a predicted model, not a curated record